Messenger RNA from Myotis brandtii (Brandt's bat), 1994 nucleotides. RefSeq names its product CAP-GLY domain containing linker protein family, member 4 (gene CLIP4). Bases 192 to 1994 code for a protein of 600 amino acids. The transcript has 15 exons. Gene Ontology annotation, biological process: cytoplasmic microtubule organization. Gene Ontology annotation, cellular component: cytoplasm; microtubule plus-end; nucleus. Gene Ontology annotation, molecular function: microtubule plus-end binding. The record is from RefSeq and is a predicted model, not a curated record. NCBI's taxonomy places the organism in Eukaryota, Metazoa, Chordata, Mammalia, Chiroptera, Vespertilionidae.
AGCAAUGUGAUGUGACUGCUGCAAACACCGGUUUUGAUAAUUUGAGCUACGCUAAUGGAAGCAUAGGACGCAGAAAGAGGUGGCCGCUUCUCUCCUCUCCACGCAACAGGACACCCGUUUCCUUCCUGAGCUCUAGACAAGCUGAGGUGCACGCCUCAGAGUCCCUCAACAUGCGGGUGGCUUUCUAGAAGAUGACCAUAGAGGACCUCCCAGAGUUCCCAUUAGAAGGAGAGUCUUUGAUCGGAAGAUACCCAUUUUUGUUCUCAGGUUCGGAUACACCCGUGACCUUCUCCAUUUCUGCAGCACCAAUGCCUUCCGACUGUGAGUUCUCUUUCUUUGAUCCGAAUGAUACAUCAUGCCAGGAAAUUCUCUUUGAUCCCAAAACUUCUGUAUCAGAAUUAUUUGCCAUUUUAAGACAGUGGGUUCCUCAGGUCCAGCAGAACAUUGACAUUAUUGGGAACGAGAUUCUUAAGAGAGGCUGCAAUGUGAACGACAGAGAUGGACUGACAGAUAUGACUCUCCUACAUUAUACUUGCAAGUCCGGAGCUCAUGGUAUUGGUGAUGUUGAUACAGCUGUAAAAUUUGCAACUCAACUUAUUGAUCUGGGAGCAGACGUUAGUUUGCGGAGUCGCUGGACAAAUAUGAAUGCUUUGCAUUAUGCUGCUUAUUUUGAUGUCCCUGAGCUUGUAAGAGUGAUUUUGAAGACAUCCAAACCAAAAGAUGUGGAUGCUACUUGCAGUGACUUUAAUUUCGGAACAGCUCUGCACAUUGCCGCUUAUAACCUGUGUGCAGGCACCGUGAAAUGCUUAUUGGAGCUUGGAGCAAAUCCCGCAUUUAGGAACGACAAAGGAGAGAUGCCCGCCGAUGUGGUUCCAGACCCAGUGGAAAUGCCGUUGGAAAUGGCCGAUGCUGCGGCCACUGCCAAGGAAAUCAAGCAGAUGCUGCUGGACGCGGUGCCCCUGCUGUGCGAUGUCUCCAAGCCCGUGCCCCCAAGUUCCGAUCGUGCCGCUGGCAAGGCAGUACUGACCUCAGCCGGCCUGAAGUUGGGGGACCGGGUGGUCAUUGCAGGACAGAAGGUUGGAACAUUAAGAUUUUGUGGAACAACUGAAUUUGCAAGUGGGCAGUGGGCUGGCAUUGAGUUGGAUGAACCAGAAGGGAAAAACAACGGAAGUGUUGGGAAAGUCCAGUACUUUAAAUGUGCCCCCAAAUAUGGCAUUUUUGCACCCCUUUCAAAGAUAAGUAAAGCAAAAGAUGGAAGGAAGAAUAUAACCCACUCUCCUUCUGCAAAAGCUGUCCCGCUCACCAGGUCCCAGAAAAUUGAUGUGGCUCAUGUAACGUCGAAAGUAAAUACUGGGUUAAUGCCAUCAAAAAGAGACGGCGCUUCGGAAUCAACGCUUUCGCUGCCUGCUGGCGAGGAACUGAAAACCGCGACGGAGAAAGAUGUUUCAGUUCACCUGCCUGGCUCCAUCAGCAGCUUGUCCUCUGCAUCUUCCUUGGAGCACAAGCAGAGCCACCCCAGGAAACUGCACGCCCGGGGCAAUGGCAAGCCGACCACGAGCAAAAGCCCGUCUGCGCCAUCCAGGGCCAGCGCUGGUUUGAAAUCUUCAGCAACAUCUGGAGCAAAUAGUACCCGCCCCACGGGGGAGCUCCAGCUGGGGGACAGGGUGCUGGUGGUUGGCCAGCGGAUGGGCACCAUCAGGUUUUUCGGGACGACGAACUUUGCUCCAGGACAGUGGUACGGGAUAGAGCUCGAGAAGCCGCACGGCAAGAAUGACGGCUCCGUCGGCGGUGUGCAGUAUUUUAGUUGUUCUCCAAGAUAUGGAAUAUUUGCUCCCCCAUCCAGGGUACAAAGAGUAACAGAUUCCCUGGACACACUUUCAGAAAUUUCUUCUAAUAAACAGAAUCAUUCUUAUCCUGGUUUUAGGAGAAGCUUCAGUACCACUUCAGCUUCUUCCCAAAAAGAGAUUAACCGGAGAAACGCUUUUGCCAAGUGA